This is a messenger RNA of Paramecium sonneborni, 402 nucleotides long. Lineage: Eukaryota; Ciliophora; Oligohymenophorea; Peniculida; Parameciidae. The record is from the annotation of a GenBank genome assembly.
AUGAAAGCUGAAGAAUAAACAGAAGAAUUAAUUCUUUGCCCUUAAGGUUGUGGUAGAAAGUUUAAUAAAGAUAGUUUGCUUAAACAUUAUAAAGUUUGUAAAGAUGUCUUUUAACAAAAAAGAAAUGCUUUCAACUCUUAAUUGAAAAGAGUUGGAUUUGACUAUUUUAUAGAAAAUAAACAAAAGUUACCUUAAUUCUCUCCUGUUAAAACUAAUAAAAUGAAAACUGAAAUACCUACCUACAGAAGUCCAUAAGUUUCUUCUAAAUAUAAUUAAGUUUUAAAUGCAAAAAAAUUCUGUAAAGGAUGCUUAAGAGACUUUGAUUAGAAGAUUGCAGAUGAACACAUUCAAAAAUGCCUCAUAAAAAAUUAAAAGAACAAUCCAUUUACAAAAAAUUUUUGA